AUGCUGGAGGUGAAGAAGCGGUGGGCGAGCGCAGAAAGCCGGACAGCUGCGUGGCGUUCUGAGCUCCUGUCAGCUUCACACAUCAGAGGAACAUGUCGCGCCCCAACCUGCGAAGAGGACGGUGACAAUCAGCCUCCCACACGGCCAGCUGCUGCAAUGACGGGGAGGGGGGGGUUCUGUGGUCUUGACCCCCACUCGGACAGCCCUGGAAAACCUGAGGACAUAAACAUUGUGAUCCCGUCGAGGACUUCAAUGCCACACAGCGCUCCCACCCCCACCCCCUCCCGCCUCACCCUGAGCGCGCACAAAGCCCCAGCCGUCACCACCGAUGGCAGCCUCGUAGACAAACUAGGCCAGCUAUAA
Molecule: messenger RNA, 363 nt
Organism: Knipowitschia caucasica
Lineage: Eukaryota; Metazoa; Chordata; Actinopteri; Gobiiformes; Gobiidae
Source: the annotation of a GenBank genome assembly